Bubalus bubalis (water buffalo) is the source of this 1438-nucleotide messenger RNA. It is a transcript of the gene ACP1, whose product is annotated as acid phosphatase 1. Gene Ontology annotation, biological process: protein dephosphorylation. Bases 115 to 591 code for a protein of 158 amino acids. The transcript has 6 exons. The record is from RefSeq and is a predicted model, not a curated record. Gene Ontology annotation, cellular component: cytoplasm. NCBI's taxonomy places the organism in Eukaryota, Metazoa, Chordata, Mammalia, Artiodactyla, Bovidae. Gene Ontology annotation, molecular function: non-membrane spanning protein tyrosine phosphatase activity; acid phosphatase activity.
CCCGGAGGUCGGCGCCGGACUACGCAGGCGCACGGGCGGGCCGCUCGCAGUGCGCAUGCGCCGCGCCGGAAGCGUUCCGACGUUAUUACUGGGCGCCUCUGCGCGCGCGGGAAGAUGGCUGAGCAGGUGACCAAGUCGGUGCUGUUCGUGUGUCUGGGUAACAUCUGUCGAUCACCCAUCGCAGAAGCGGUUUUCAGGAAACUUGUAACUGAUCAAAACAUUUCAGAUAAUUGGAGGAUAGACAGUGCAGCGACCUCCACGUAUGAACUAGGAAACCCUCCUGAUUACCGGGGGCAGGCCUGCAUGAAGAAGCAUGGUGUCCCCAUGAGCCACGUUGCCCGGCAGGUUACCAAAGAAGACUUUGCCACUUUUGAUUAUAUACUAUGUAUGGAUGAGAGCAAUCUGAGAGAUUUGAAUAGAAAAAGUAAUCAAGUUAAAAACUGCAGAGCGAAAAUCGAACUGCUCGGGAGCUAUGAUCCACAAAAACAACUUAUCAUUGAAGAUCCCUAUUAUGGCAACGACGCCGACUUUGAGACCGUCUACCAGCAGUGCGUGCGGUGCUGCAGGGCUUUCCUGGAGAAGGCUCGCUGACCGGCCGUCCCGCUGCGGCCCAGGCUCGUCCCCGCCCGUGUGUCCAGUGCCAACAGCGUCACCGUUCCCGAGCCAAGGCCGCAGCCCUCUCUUCAGUUGACUCACUGUUUCUUACCUGAAAAAAUAAUUGUAGAUGGAAAUCAGUCUUUGUGUUUGGCAAAAGAGUAAAUAAAAAAUCUUUAUAUGGGGUAAGAGUUCCUUAGACUAGCUAACCUCCCACUAUGCCCCAGUUACAAAAACGGUGGAACAGUCGAAAUAGUGGAGCAGCACAGUAGACCAUAGUGAAGGGAAGUGAGACGCCCCGGGGGCCUGCGCUGCCCCCCUCUGUGGAUGGGCCCUGCCGCACCGCCUCUCCACGGGGCCGGCGCCCAGCGGCGGUGAGCUGCCACGUGCGCACACUCAGGACAGGAAGGAGCGAGGGUCGUGGGAUCAUCCUCAGCACCUUCACUCCUUCUUAGUUUGUGUCUGUGUAGUUCGUUUCAUAAGGAAGUCACCUUAUGUGUUCCCAUUGGAACCCCUUUGCCUCUGGAAAUGUAGUUAUAUCCAGGAGAAGGACGUGUGUGCUGGUUUGUCUUAUGGUCAGUUGGGGACUGUGUCUGCUUCUACAUGUGUACAAUUGCCUGAAUGUCAAUUACAAAUCACCUUGUGUGGGAAAAGUAUUAAGUUGGAAAAAGUCCUUUUAUGUUCGAAUGCUUAAAUAUCGAUAUAUUAAGUAUUGUUUUGUCAGUGCCUGGUUAUAGGGAAAUAUACAUAAUUUGUGCACACUUUGAAAUAACUAAUCUAAAAUUCAUAUGAAUAUAUGUCAGAAAAAAUUGUUCUCAAAUAAACUGGGGAAAUUACAAAAAUA